Anthostomella pinea is the source of this 975-nucleotide messenger RNA. The record is from the annotation of a GenBank genome assembly. Lineage: Eukaryota; Fungi; Ascomycota; Sordariomycetes; Xylariales; Xylariaceae.
AUGGACCAACUACCUGCCUUCGGAAAGAAGAUCGAGGAGAUCGUGAUGCCUACCAUGAAGGCUUACGCUCCUCUGCUUCAAAGGAAUGCCGACUUCAUCAAAUCCGUAAAGAAAGAGACAUUCACCUACGGCUCACAUGAAAGACAACAGCUGGACGUCUACUCGCCUUUGGAGGCCAAAAUCACCAAUGGCCGGAGACCGGUGCUGAUGUUCGAGUACGGCGGCGGGUUUGUGAAUGGCGCGAAGACGUUGAUGCCAAUGCCAGAUGGCUUGGUACACGCCAACAUCGGCGCUUUCUUCGCCAAUCACUUCGGCUACACUGUCGUGGUAGCCGACUACCGUCUAAUGUCCCACGGCGCCAAGUUCCCUUCGGGCGGCGAAGACAUCGCUCUGGCUGUUGAAUGGAUCUGCGAGAACGAACCAGGACCCGGUUCGGAGCCUAUUGAUCUGUUCACCAUGGGUAAUUCUGCUGGUGGUGUACAUCUGUCGACCUUCUUGCUUCAUCAAAGCUUCAGCAAAACCAGACGGAAGGUCCUCACUGGAAACAAGACAAGACUCAGAGGCGCGGUGAUGUUAUCGGUGCCUUUCGAUUUCAACCUUGCGCCUGCGUAUCGCUCCGAGAUACUGAAAAGCUACUUUAGCGACAUCGAGGCGAACUGUCCGCUGGGCCUGCUGCGGACAGCCCAGGAGAAGGUGGAAUCUAUCGACUUCGUGAAUGCUGGCGCCAAGGUUCUUGUUCUCAGCGGUGAAUUGGACCCGGACAACGAUAUCUUGAUACCGCGAGACAACUUCGUAGAUGAGUGGCUGCACAUGGGCGAGAACGAUUAUCGGGUAUCUCUCGCUGUUGAUAGUAUGCCGCGGCAUAACCAUAUCAGCCCAUUUGCUAGCUUGGGCACAGGCAUUGAAGAAGAGGAAGCUUGGGGCUGUCAGGUUGCGGCUUUCUGCGACAACAUUAGGAAGUUUGCACCUAGGUGA